GCAAGAUCUGAAUAACGUAUUCAUAGUUCAGUGCCUUCGUCUUCGCUGCCGAAGUCAUGGUUCCUGCCCAUGGCUCGCUACGUCUGCUCUCCUUGAUAUUCCUUUUCCGAUAUGCUCCCUGCACUGAUGCAGGGACACCACUACUCGACAAUUCAUGUGUUGAGAUUGUCCUCCCAGACUUAAUAGGAAUUGGAUCAUGCUUGAGUGACCAUUUCAACAUGUGCAAUAAACAAUCUACUGGAUUCGUGCAAAUAGGCUUAGAAUUAAUAAAAUGCGUCUUGAAAGGCCUGUUUUCCCUUCUCAAGAACGGCCUGGUACAGAUUGGCAGUCUCGUAAAGACCGUUCUGAGGAUCUUCUUUUCAGCACUCUCUCUGAUUGGACUUGACGAUCUUGCUGGUAUGGCCUCAAAGGCCAUCUGCGACUUCAGCAAAACUGUGGGUCCUCUACUUAGAGGUCUGACCAACCCUCUAGGAGGGCUACUAGGAGGAGGAACAACGGGAGGUCUUUUCAAAGGAAGUGCAGCAGGAGGCCUCCUAGGAGGAGGGACAACUGGAGGUCUUUUCAAAGGAAGUGCAGCAGGAGGCCUCCUAGGAGGAGAUAAAAAUGAAGGAGAUAGUGGUGAUACUAAGGCCACAGGAGGUCUUCUUGGAGGAGGCGGUCUGCAAGGGGGUCUGCUGGGAGGAGGAGCAAGUCCAUCAGGUGCGAUAUUCGGACGCAUGGACCUGCUAGGCCUCAACAAGAUUCCAAUCAUCGGCUCUUUAGUAGAUAUUGACCUGUGCAAUGAUUUAACAACGCCUUUCAAUAUGAUGUGCACCACGAACAUGACCAUAAAACUUCCCAGCGCACUAAACUUCGGUGAGUGCAUGAAGAACGUCACAAACCUCUGCAAGAAUCAGGCAGACCUCUUGCCGAACUUUGUUAAUGCAGUUACGUGCCUCGCAAAAAGCGUCCCCAGGGAUAAUAUCAUACCGGCAGUUGUAUGCCAGAUCUUCCACGUCGUUCAACAAAUCCUAGGAUACAACAGUGCCCUUACCGGAACACUCAUGAAAGCAAUCAAUCCUCUGCGGGAUGUGUUGGUGAAGUGUCCGGGCAUGACAGCGACAUGACGGGAUGUCGACUCCAGGGAGCCACCUACCACGUGGUUCUGCUAUGCGAUUGAUCUGAACCUAAUAAAAUGUUACUGAACAAGAAAA
Ornithodoros turicata is the source of this 1193-nucleotide messenger RNA. RefSeq lists its product as uncharacterized. NCBI's taxonomy places the organism in Eukaryota, Metazoa, Arthropoda, Arachnida, Ixodida, Argasidae. The transcript is spliced from 11 exons. The coding region runs from base 57 to 1106 and encodes 349 amino acids. The record is from RefSeq and is a predicted model, not a curated record.